Clonostachys rhizophaga is the source of this 669-nucleotide messenger RNA. NCBI's taxonomy places the organism in Eukaryota, Fungi, Ascomycota, Sordariomycetes, Hypocreales, Bionectriaceae. The record is from the annotation of a GenBank genome assembly.
AUGAAGUUCUCACGAGUUCUCUUCUUCGCCUCUCUUGCUCUAGCUGCACCUGCAGCUCUUGUUGAGAAAGAUGAGCCAGCUCUUCUGCUUGACGAGCGCCAAAACGACCCAGUGUCAGCCGUUAUCACUGCACUCAAUUCAGUGACAAACACCAUCAACACCAGUGGUGGCGCGAUCCAAUCGGCAAUCAAUGGAAUCACUGGAAAUGUUGAUGCCCAAGUCCAAGUCCUUAUUCGGGCCAAUCUGGAUGCCAUUCUCAAGGCCCUUCAAGGCUCCAUAGCUACUAUUCUCGCCUCGACCCUUGAUUCGACUGGUAAUAUUACCGCAGCCGCCUCUGGCCUCACCCAAGCACAAAUCAACAAUCUUGCAGCAGCGAUCCAGGGUGCCGUUGCAGCUGUCAACCGGCUCAGGAUUAUUGUCACCCUCACUGCCACAGACCUCACCCCCGCCGUGUUCGAUUUAGUCCAGGGCCAGAUCACCGCCAUCCAAAACACCAUCCAACCCUUCAUCACCCCUGUUGCCGCUUUCGCCAAUGCAGUUUCCAGAUUGAAUGCCAGACUCGGCAUCUAUGUUCUGGGACUAAGCAACGUGACAUCCACGCUUGUCAGCACUAUCCAGAACUUGCUCAAUGGGCUGGGCCUUGGGGGUCUUGGAAACCUUCUAGGUUAA